This is a messenger RNA of Owenia fusiformis, 1575 nucleotides long. The record is from the annotation of a GenBank genome assembly. Lineage: Eukaryota; Metazoa; Annelida; Polychaeta; Sabellida; Oweniidae.
UCCAGAUAGUGUGCUGCGGUUGCAGUUGUGCUAUAUACACAGUUAUUCCUUAUUUUUUACUUUUACGUUUCAGUUAAGGUAGGUGAUUUAAUACACCAUCGUUUAGUUUCCAUUAUUGCAUCGUGGAGUGUUGCCCUUCCAAUAUAUAUACUUUUUUCCAUAUAUCAUGCAACUGAGUAGAACCCUGUAAAUCAAUGUAUUAGUGUUGUUACGUAUAUAUCAUGUCCGAGAGAAGUUUGAGGAAAAGAUCCUCUGCUCUAGCAAUUGGUGAAGAAUGUCAUAGUAAGAAAUUACGCCAAAGCAACCUUUUUGAACAAAACAAGUGCCUCUUUUGUGAAAAAGAUCUGAAAUAUCUCAAAGGAAACACAAAAGAAUCACUAACAAAAUGCCAAACAGACAACGCUUCAACAUCAAUAAUAAAUGCAGUGAAAGCCCAAGAAGACUGGACUUUACAUGCAAAAAUAGGAGGACGCUGUUUGAUAUCAGCAGAAGCUUGGUACCAUAAUACCUGUAGAAGAAAUUACUUGUGCAAGAAAGAACGAACGAUAAAUGAAGAGGAAAAGGUUUUAAUAACAUCAUUUGACGUCAUAUGUAAGCAUAUAGAUGAACAUGUCCUUCAAACCGAUGGAGUUGAAACACUUGAACAUGUCCAUGAGCUGUAUCAGGCACAUAUGAAGGAAAACAAUCUGAGUGACUAUAACCCCAAAUAUAAACAGCUCUUCCUGAAGAACAAACUUUCUGUUCGCUAUAAAGAUGACCUUUGUUGCAAUCUACUCUUAAUUGCCUUUCAUUUGAGUAUAAUAAAGCUAUACUUCAGAAAGAUCUAAAAAUUAGCGAAAAUUUCUGUUUUCCUGAAAAACACAGAAUAUAUGUGAAAUAGAUAGAUGUUGCGAAUAUAAAUAUAUAAAUUAUAUAUAAUAAUAUAAAUUUCAAACAAUAAUAUUAAUUACUUUGGUUUAGAAUGAAAAAUUUAUGAUUUUUGCGAAAAAGUCCCGUCAUUUUUAAAGCGGCGGCCAUCUUGAAAAAUUGACUGACUGACUGACAGACUGACGGACGGACGGACGGACGGAGGGCUUAACUAUAUCCCUACCGAACUUCGUUCGUUGGGAUAAUAAUGUAGAUAUCAAGGAAAACUGACAUUAUUUUUUCACUUUGAACACAAAUAAAGAAUUCUUAGGAAAUUGUGCCAUGGCCCCUUUCUAAUUUUUUUGCAAAGCCAGUUUACCAUCAGCAAGUAGAAUUCUUUGUAUGGCUAAGAUAAAGCAUCAAUUGAUUUAAUUUUAUGAAACAUACUCUAAAUAAAUUUUCUAAAAUGUUCUCAUCCUGACUGUCAUAAAAAUAUUGUGUUUUGUGUCAAGGUAUGUCUUAGAUUUUUAAGAAAAUGCAAUCUUUUUUAACAAAUGAUUUCUGUUACCAUAACAACCAGCAGACCAACAAUAGCAAAACUUCCCAUGAUGGUUAAACAUCAUAACUAUACUAAUAUCUGUUAAUAUCAGAAUGAAUAGUCAUAUAUUUAUUCACAAACUUGGGUACAAAUAAAGUUUUCUUGGGAAAAGUGCCACGCCCCCUUUUACA